AUGGCAAAGGCUUUUUAUAGGCUGAGAAAAAUUUUUACCCUUGAGCUCUUCUCUUCAAAGGGUAUUGAAGCUCUUAGACCUAUCAUAGAAGGUGAAGUCAGAGCAGUGGUUGAAUCCAUUUGUAAAGAGACUAUUAAUCCAGAUAACCAUAGCGAGAUUUCGUCACUGAGAAAGUAUUUUGCAUGCUGUAGUCUCAAACAGCGUUUCGUUAAUACGUUAUCCAGGCAUCUGGCACGUAGAGACGGGCUCAUUCGAGCUGUAAUGGAGGCUUACUGGGCUGAAAACAAAAAUGGCGGUAAUGCCAAGCCGAAUCUUUUGGAUUCACUUCUUGGUUUCCAAGAAAAUUAUGGCCCUAGCAAGGAUAACAUUAGAGAACUACUCUGGGACGUGACGAAUGCGGGCACGGAGACGAGCAGUAUAGUUGUUGAAAACGCCACGGCUCAAUUGGUCAACAAUCAAAGGGUGCCAUUCAGGGCUCAAGAAGAGCUUGACCGACCCCAUUGGCCAUUGCUGCCGUCCACAAGUCCCAACGUCAAGAAUUGUGGCUGCAACAUUCCCAUGGGAGCAAACGCUCAUGUGACUGUUAGGGCCAUAAUACGCAACCCAAAAACGUUGCUAGAUCCAUUAGACUUCAGACCUAAAGGGUUCUUGGAAGAUCACGCAGAAAUUCAGGGUCAUGAUUUUCCGUUGCUUCCAGUUGGUUUUAAAGGGUUUCAUAACCUGUGA
Messenger RNA from Hevea brasiliensis (rubber tree), 726 nucleotides. Its product is annotated as cytochrome P450 98A2-like. Gene Ontology annotation, molecular function: monooxygenase activity; oxidoreductase activity, acting on paired donors, with incorporation or reduction of molecular oxygen; heme binding. The transcript is spliced from 3 exons. NCBI's taxonomy places the organism in Eukaryota, Viridiplantae, Streptophyta, Magnoliopsida, Malpighiales, Euphorbiaceae. Bases 1 to 726 code for a protein of 241 amino acids. The record is from RefSeq and is a predicted model, not a curated record.